Molecule: messenger RNA, 1542 nt
Organism: Eremomyces bilateralis CBS 781.70
Lineage: Eukaryota; Fungi; Ascomycota; Dothideomycetes; Eremomycetales; Eremomycetaceae
Exons: 1
Coding region: 1-1530 (509 amino acids)
Source: RefSeq, a predicted model, not a curated record
AUGUCCCCGUCACAAUCAGUGCCUGCUCUUAUCAGGUCUGUGGAUACUGGACAUGGGGUCUGCGAGCAUCAAAUCAACACUGGACCCAGAUCGAGGGGAAAUCGGCAUAGUGAAGGGUCGCAGUCGUCGGUUCGAAAGUUGACAAGGAGAUCCAACUCCUUUCCCAUCAAUGAUCCACCGCGAUCCCCGUGGUCCUCGGACCUUGAUUCUGAUACGCCCUACCUUCAUAAUCUUCAACAGCGACAUAGUGUCCAUCGACAACGCAGCUCGGCGGAUAAUGACCACGAGCCAUUCGAGUUCGGACAUUUCUAUCCCAUCAUAGCCAAGCGCCCCUGCCGAGCGAGUCGGGAAAGCGUCUCACAUACCGCCUGUUGUGUCCCUGAAGAGGCUAGGCAUGUGAGGUGGAGCAGUGGGAGAAUGUCUCUACCUCCGCUGGAGUCAUGGGCCACUAGAAACGGUCCGUUCGCGGUGACGCCUACUGUGCGCAAGUGUAGCACGAUUGACACGAUACGAGCAACACCUGCCGAGCCCGUUACAACACAUACACAUGCACGUUCGGUAGCCGUGUCUCAAAGACUCCCCGAUCGGUUGCCUGCUAGCGACGAGGGUUCUCACCAUGUGACAUUCCAAAUGUUCCGGUCUGGCACGAGUGUCUACGAGGUGAUGUGGAAGGAGAAUGUCUCUGAGGGCACCGACGGUUCAGGUCACUGGAGCCCUGGGAUCUCCCGCGGAACGCGUUCUCCAACAAAGUCCGGUCCACCACGUAUAGGCAAGGCCUCUACUAACCAGCGAAACUCACUCAGCUUGGUCGAUAGUAAACUGGCAGAAUGGUCUUGGAGUGGUGACGCUUCUGGUUCUCUCCGAUUACGGGAUCACUCCAGCGAAGGAUAUCCUGGAGGCGGAAGGCGAUAUCAAGGCUCCGGUAGUGUCUCAUACGACGUCACACCUAUCCUGACUGUGCCACCGAAUAGCGAGCGCCACAGUCAACGAUCAUCAAAGCGAGCAACAUCUACAGAGUCGCCCCAAACGUCCGAGUCCUCAGUCACAGACCAUAAACUGAAAGGGUAUCGGCACGGAUCCACAGUUCCUGCAUCGGACCUCCGCUCUACCUUAUCCACCAAUACCGGCCGCCCUCCCUAUGAGCAGCAUUUCACCGGCCACAAGGACAGCAUAUCGCUGCUACGAGCACAAGCACGCAGGUCUUCAACCCAACUAUCCUACCCUUCUAUUAGCUCCACCCUCAUCAACGACCCCAACUCGCCACGUUCUGGUUCCAAGCUAGUCGGAUCGAGACCACCCACACAGGGACUACGACGAAGCAGUGCUGACCAGUCCCUCCGUCAGCUACUCAGGGGCCUAAGACGUGCAGGUUCGAAAUCAGAGCCACCCAUGCUCGCACCCAUCUUGGGCGCAAAGCCGGCUCCUAUCACGAUAUCUUCGGUUCCGAGAAGUACCGGUGUGAGUAAUCGGCCUGUGGGUUCAGACGGCAGCCCUCGAAAAGGGGUACAUUUUAGAGAGAGUGUUCUGUAAUCAGAGGCGUUG